ACAUGGGCGGAGGUGGACAAUCUGCAGUCGCACUACAGCUCUUGGCCGUUGGAAGAUGCGAAAGAUUGGCGAAAGACGAAGAAUCUGAUAGUAAAGCUGCUCGAGGACUGUGGCUUGCUGGAGAACGGUGACCGGGUGCCGCCAAUACCCCGGGGAGAUCCGUCGGACUUUGUUCUGCAUCUGGUCAGUAAGAUUGAAAGCAACGGGUUCGGGUUGUGGAGUCCGAAAACCGAGCAGUGUAUGGGGAGAGCUCUUUUUCCCAAUGCGAGUUACUUCAAUCACUCCUGCGAUCCCAACACCAGCGCAACCCAAGCAGCAGACGAAAUAACAUUCCGCACCAAGCGGCCCGUGAAACAAAAUGAGCCGCUCACCAUCUCCUACAUCGACGCCAACAUCCCACUCCACGCGCGUCGCUCACGUUUACAGCAGGAAUACUACUUCCAUUGCAUGUGCAGCAGAUGUGUAGCUGAAGAGGCGCGGGUUCCGAGCGCGGCGAAGGUC
Molecule: messenger RNA, 501 nt
Organism: Fimicolochytrium jonesii
Lineage: Eukaryota; Fungi; Chytridiomycota; Chytridiomycetes; Spizellomycetales; Powellomycetaceae
Exons: 2
Cellular component (GO): nucleus
Molecular function (GO): protein binding
Source: RefSeq, a predicted model, not a curated record